AAUAGGUAUACUAAAGUUUUUGUCUGUCUCCAAAGACGGUCAUGUGAAACUAGCAAUUCUCCACCUCAGCACACAACUGCACACACACAGAAACACUGUAAAUCUGAUGCCAUCUCCCCCAUCUAACCCCCCUUUUCUCAACAUUUCUGUCCCCGCCUGCCUUAUCCAAAUUUUCCAGCCAACUGCUGGAGCUGACUUCCGCAAUCUUGAUGGAAUAAAUCCAGCACCCCUAAGUCCUCCGCCCACAUUAGACACACUUUCUGACCCGAGGAGCUCAGACAAGAUUCCCAGCAGCAGGAUGUGGGGGCUCAAGGUUCUGCUGCUACCCAUGGUGAGCUUUGCUCUGUACCCUGAAGAAAUACUGGAUACCCAAUGGGAAUUAUGGAAGAAGACCUACAUGAAGCAAUACAAUGGCAAGGAAGAUGAACUCUCUCGGCGUUUAAUUUGGGAAAAGAAUCUGAAGUAUAUUUCCAUCCAUAAUCUUGAGGCCUCUCUUGGUGUCCAUACAUAUGAAUUGGCUAUGAAUCACUUGGGGGACAUGACCAGUGAAGAAGUAGUUCAGAAGAUGACCGGACUCAAAGUACCUGCCUCACGUUCCCAUAGUAAUGACACCCUCUAUAUCCCCGAGUGGGAAGGCAGAACCCCAGAUUCUCUCGACUAUCGAAAGAAGGGAUAUGUUACUCCAGUCAAAAACCAGGGUCAGUGUGGUUCCUGCUGGGCUUUUAGUUCUGUGGGUGCCCUGGAGGGACAGCUCAAGAAGAAAACUGGCAAACUCUUAAAUCUGAGUCCACAGAACCUGGUGGACUGUGUAUCUGAGAAUGAUGGCUGUGGAGGUGGUUAUAUGACCAAUGCCUUCCAAUAUGUGCAGAAUAACCGGGGCAUUGACUCUGAAGAUGCUUAUCCAUAUGUGGGACAGGAUGAAAGUUGUAUGUACAACCCAACAGGCAAAGCAGCUAAAUGUAGAGGAUUCAGAGAGAUUCCCAUAGGGAAUGAGAAAGCCCUAAAGAGAGCAGUGGCUCGAGUGGGACCGGUCUCUAUAGCCAUUGAUGCAAGCUUGACCUCUUUCCAGUUUUACAGCAAAGGUGUAUAUUACGAUGAAAACUGCAAUAGUGAUAAUGUGAAUCAUGCAAUGUUAGCAGUAGGAUAUGGGAUCCAGAAGGGAAACAAGCACUGGAUAAUUAAAAACAGCUGGGGAGAAAACUGGGGAAACAAGGGCUACAUUCUCAUGGCUCGGAAUAAGAACAACGCCUGUGGCAUUGCAAACUUGGCCAGCUUCCCCAAGAUGUGACGGCAUCCAGCCAACCCCAUCCGGCUCUUCAAUUCCUUCUAUGAUGGUGCAAUCUAUAGAUAUACUUUGAAAGGGAAUUGUAUUAUUCUUUAGGUAGAUGUGAUGAUACUGAGAUUGUUUAAUUUCUCUAGUUAUUGGUGCUUCAAGUGACACCGGUACUACCUUCUAUUCUCUCCACUCUUUUUCUUUGUGGCCACAGCAGGAAUUUUCCUAAGUUAUAUCCUUUUAGGCUACUAAGGUAUAUGACCACAGUCUACUUGACUUUGUUGUUCUGAGACUGUUGCUAUGUGGAUAGAUGCUUCACAUCUUCAACUAGGCCAGAUUCUCAUUCACUGGGUUUAUUUAGCUUUAACUAUCCCCAGAAGACUGAAGUGACCUGACUUCUCAACUUCCAAGUCCCCUUCUUCUAGAUCCUCAAGGUAGAUAUUUCGGUGUUUUUUCACUCCAGUUCACAAAUCUAUUCUAAAUUUUUGGUACAAGUUUA
Perognathus longimembris pacificus (Pacific pocket mouse) is the source of this 1772-nucleotide messenger RNA. RefSeq names its product cathepsin K (gene Ctsk). Gene Ontology annotation, biological process: immune response. NCBI's taxonomy places the organism in Eukaryota, Metazoa, Chordata, Mammalia, Rodentia, Heteromyidae. Gene Ontology annotation, molecular function: cysteine-type endopeptidase activity. Bases 107 to 1288 code for a protein of 393 amino acids. The transcript has 8 exons. The record is from RefSeq and is a predicted model, not a curated record. Gene Ontology annotation, cellular component: lysosome.